AUGGACGUGGAUCACGGCAGCGGCAGCGGCAGCGGCGGCGGCGGCGGCGGCGGCGGCGGCGGCGGCGGCGGGAUGCUCCCGCGGAUCCGAUCCGUUCACGGCGACCUCGAUAACAGUUUGGAGGAUAGUUUUAUGGUGGAUGAUGGCGUGAUUCAGAGCUACUGCGCGGAGGAGCACCACCACUACGGGCCGCGCAACGACUGCAAGACCAAGAUGAUCUGCACGCUGGGGCCCGCGUCGCGCAGCGUGCCGGUUCUGGAGAAGCUGCUCUUAGCGGGGAUGAACGUGGCGCGGUUCAAUUUCUCCCACGGCUCGCACGAGUAUCAUCUGGAGACGCUCAACAACCUGCGCGCCGCCAUGGCGAACACGGGGAUUCUGUGCGCCACGCUGCUGGAUACCAAGGGCCCCGAGAUCCGCACGGGGCAGCUGAAGGGCGGAAAGGCGGUGCAGCUGCAGCAGGGCAGCGAGGUGACGCUAACGACGGACUACGCCACCCUCGGGGACGCCACAACCAUCGCCAUGAGCUACCAGAGCCUGGCCAAGGACGUGCGCCCCGGCGGGCAGAUCCUGUGCGCCGACGGCAGCAUCUCGCUCACCGUGCUCGCAUGCGACGUGGCGAAAGGCACGGUGCGGUGCCGGUGUGAGAACACGGCAGUGCUGGGCGAGCGCAAGAACGUGAACCUGCCGGGCGUGAUAGUGGACCUGCCGACUGUCACCACUAAGGACGCAGAGGACAUCCUGCACUGGGCCGUGCCGCACGGCGUUGACUUCAUCGCUGCUUCGUUCGUGCGCAAGGGCUCGGAUGUUGUCGCGAUCCGCAAGCUGCUGGGGACGGAGAACAGCAAGCGCAUCCAUAUCAUCUCCAAGGUGGAGAACCAGGAGGGGCUGGUGAACUUUGACGACAUUCUGCGCGAGUCAGACGGCAUCAUGGUAGCACGAGGCGACCUGGGCAUGGAGAUCCCCAUCGAGAAGAUCUUCCUGGCGCAGAAGAUGAUGAUCCACAAGUGCAACAAGGCCGGCAAACCCGUCGUCACCGCCACCCAGAUGCUCGAGUCCAUGACCAAGUUCCCGCGCCCCACUCGCGCUGAAUGCACCGAUGUGGCGAAUGCUGUGCUGGAUGGGACUGAUGCGGUGAUGCUGUCGGGGGAGACAGCGGCGGGGCAGUAUCCCGUGGAGGCGGCGUGUGUGAUGGUGCGGCUGUGCCGGGAGGCGGAGGCGAGUGUGGACCCUGCUGCGUCGUAUAAGGACAUGAUGGCCGCCACUGCCAUGCCCAUGAGCCCCAUUGAGAGCCUCGCUUCGUCUGCUGUCAAGACGGCUGACAUGAUUCGAGCCGCUGUGAUUGUUGUGCUUACUCGCACCGGUGCCACUUCGAGACUGAUUGCCAAGUACCGGCCACCCAUGCCCGUGCUCUCAGUCAUAGUCCCGGAGCUCAUCCCCCACCCGCACGAUCCUCUGCGCCUUGUGUGCUGCUCCGGUGCCGAAGCUGCUGCCAGGCAUGCAUUGCUGGUCAGGGGGCUGCACCCUGUUAUGGCCGAGGGUGGGGCCCAUGCGACUGAUAGUGACGCCACAGAUGCUAUUGUGGCUGCAGCCAUUGCCACUGGCAUAAGUGGGGGGCUGUGCAACGUUGGAGAUACGGCAGUGGUGGUGCAGAAGAUUGGGAAUGCUAGUGCUCUUAGGAUCAUGAUCGUGAAGUGA
Molecule: messenger RNA, 1695 nt
Organism: Closterium sp. Naga37s-1
Lineage: Eukaryota; Viridiplantae; Streptophyta; Zygnematophyceae; Desmidiales; Closteriaceae
Source: the annotation of a GenBank genome assembly